Molecule: messenger RNA, 741 nt
Organism: Hippocampus zosterae (dwarf seahorse)
Lineage: Eukaryota; Metazoa; Chordata; Actinopteri; Syngnathiformes; Syngnathidae
Product: ubiquitin-conjugating enzyme E2 1-like
Exons: 2
Coding region: 1-741 (246 amino acids)
Source: RefSeq, a predicted model, not a curated record
AUGUCAGUCAGCGUGAAAGGCAGGAGCAAGGACAUCGCCUACCUCAGGACGGCAGACCUGACCGUCCAGCCCUUCAGUAUCCGUCGCCUUGUCAAGGACUAUAUUGAGCUCGAGAAGGAGCGCAUCCCCACUGUGGGGGUGGCCGCCAAGCCCCUGGACGACAACAUCUUCAAGUGGCACGCCAACAUCAAAGGCCCUGAAGGCACCCCCUAUGAGGGCGGGAUCUUCCACCUCGAGAUUGAGUUCCCACAGUCGUACCCCCACGCCCCUCCCAAGAUCACCCUGUUCACCACCCUGCCCCACCCGAACGGCUGGUCCUCGGCCUACUCGGUGCAGUCCGUGCUGAUCCAGCUGCAGUCCUUCCUGUUCGAGGAGAGCCUCGAGAAGGACACCUCUGAGUACCAGAAGCAGGUCAAGCUGGCGAUCAAGAACGCCAACGAGUACAAGUGCGGCAACCGCCACUGCCGGCACGGGGGGAGACUGGCCGCCUGGCCCACCUUCAACCCCAAGGAGGCCGACCUGCAGGAGUUCAUUGAAAUGGAGUCGCCUGAGGAGAUCUUCCGCCGGGAGAUGAUCUGUUACCACAGCAAGAACCCCCACACGGUCAACCCGGUGGGCGUGGGCAUCCGGGUGUCGAAGGUGCCUCGCACCGGGCUCAUCAAAGAGGCGGAGCUGUUCCCCUAUUUUAUUAGUGCGAAGAGCUUCAUCAAGGACUUCGUGCGGUGGUCACCGAACAACUAG